CUGACUAGUUUUUACCUAUACAAAAUGGCGAUAGGCGCGUUAACCUUUACAAAAUAUUACAUUUCUGUAACAUAAAAGUUGGAUCACAAUGUUAUCAUUUUAGAAAAUUCGUGUAUCAACUAUUACGAUAAAAUAUCGUUAUCGAAACAUAAUCCACGAGAGGCUUUUGUUGAGUUUUAAACUGGGAUACUUUUCUGCUACGAAUUCUUUCGCUUGUAAGUCGUCGAAGUAAUCGGACUUGUGCAGUGUGGUGAAUUUGUGUCGGGGUGAAAUUAUUAGCAUUAAUAUAAAGCGAAGUCAUCUAUCUGCGCGUGUAAAGGUAAAGGUACUAAAUCGAAUCGAGUGAAAAUUAUCGUAUUGAGAUUUUUUUGGGUAAAAAUUGGCGUUAUUCGCGUGUCGCGUUUCGAUAUAGGUAAUCGAGAUUCGAGAUUCAAGACCAGCAUUGUGUGAUAACGGUGUCGCUACGCAUCGUAUCGGUUAUUUGUAAAUAAGAUUAAAUCCAUUUCGAGAUUUUUUUUGCACCGUCGCCGCAGCUUAUCAAGGAUAUAAGUUAACGCACGUAUUUAAUUAUUCGAAUUGUGAUCUCUUCAUUGUUAAACAUGUCGGACGACUGCCUUCGAGAGACGCGAAUACGAGAUCAUCGUCGAAGUGAAGCUUUUUUGUACUGUUUCUUCGCAUAUGUAUCGGUCUGCGAACUGCGAUUCGCUAUUCGCUUUAUUUCAAGUAAUCAAGUGUAAACUCGUUUAGCUGGCGUGUUUUUGUUUUCAUUUUUAACCAUCACCUGUGCAAUAUGUGUAGAUGUUUACGAUAUUGCUGUUUUUGCUUGUAUAUGUGCAAUAAAAAGUGAGUAUUGUUGUCCGGCCAGUUCUGCUAAUGUAGGAAAAACCACUAAAAGAACUGAAAGAAGAAGACAGUCCAAGAUGCAAUCAAACUUUCCUGAAAUACCUUUGCCUGAUUUCGUUAGUAAUUCAAAACGCAGCUUACGCCUUGUUACUGAAAUACAGCUUCAUGAAGAAAGACACAUUCAUCACAUCGACAGCAGUCUGCCUGUCGGAAAUACUAAAAGUAGUAUGCAGCGUGUUGCUGUUAUUCAUAUUCGGAGAAUCGCGAAAAAAAAUCGGUUCGCUGUUUUACAAUUCUGUGAUGAAAACGCCGAUGGACACGUUAAACGUGGUUAUUCCGGCUGUAGCGUACGUUGUGAUGAAUAAUCUGAUGUACAUCUCUAAUCAAAACCUGGACGUAAUCACGUUCCAGGUAAUUGGCCAAGUCAAGAUACCGAUGACGGUAAUAUUCUCGAUGAUAUUUUUACGCUCGACGUAUCGCCGACUGCAGUACCUGUCGUUGAUCAUACUCACCAUUGGCGUCAUGAUCGUCGUACAAUUCACCGAAGUCGAUAGAUCCAAGUCGCGAGACGAUCUCAGCGCCAACGAUAAAGUCCUAGGAUAUGUUACCGGUAUCAUAGCCGCGUUGUUAUCCGGCUUCGCCGGAGUUUAUUUCGAAAGGAUACUCAAAACCACCACUCUCUCGGUAUGGGCCAGGAAUCUGCAGCUCAGCUUGAUAUCGGUACCGUUGGCCUUCCUGCAAACUUUCACCAAAGAUUAUUCGCCGGUCAGAGAGAAAGGAUUUUUUCACGAAUAUACCAACAUCGUGUGGCUGAUUGUGGUGUUGCAGACCAGCAGCGGAUUGACCGUUGCGUUAUCAGUGAAACUGGCUGAUAACGUUUCCAAAGGGUAUGCCUCGGCUACCGCCAUCAUCGUGUCCGGAUUCGUUUCCGUUAUCCUGUUCCAUUAUAGUGUUAAUUAUUUAUUCGCCUGCGGUGCGGCCCUAGUCGUUAUGUCUAUACCUAUGUACGCGAUAUCGUCGUCGUCCUCUAAAAUCCUACCGGAGAAGAUCGAUUACGAAGGCAAGGAGUGCUAUAUUUGAAGCCUCCUCUGAUGGUUGUCGUCAUAUACUCAGGUCGUUAAAUAUAUGUAGUAUACUUGGAUGAAGUGGUUAUAGAUAUGCCUUGAAAUCUCUCGUACGAAUGCAAUCAAUUGAAAUGCAGCUGCAAUAAAAGCUCUUCAUCAUUACCGGUAUUGGUUUUUUUGCAGUUGUAUUGUACUACAACGACGGUGUGAUACGAGUACGAUAUUCGAUGGAAAGUAGUCCUUUACUAUACUUUCAAUUUUAAAUCUACGUGAUUCGGAUAGCGAAGCUGAAAUCGCAAAAGCUUUCUAAUUUUUAAUUAAGGUUGUUAUUAUUUGUGUUUUAAUCUUCAAGUGGGAUAUAUGUUCAUAUGUACGCGUAUUUUUUUUUUUUUUUUUUUUUUUUUUUUUAGAAAUAUUUCGUUGCGAAAGGCGCUAUUUAUGAAUUUACUCUCGCAUUUUUUAUGAAUGUAAUUAACUUGAAAGAUUGCACGUUAAAAUACUCGUACUUCAGAUAUGAAUCGUACGUAUGCAAUUAGAUUUAUCAACGAUCAACAUUCGUCGUGUUAACUGUUAGUGUACGAGGAUUAUGUGCCAUUACCCAGUAUCUAUGUCUGCCCAGUGUGAAAUUGUUUUCUAUUUCAUAUGUACGCUUGUAUUUUUUUUUUCAAUUAAAAAAACUACACGUGCUAGUAAAUUUUAAAUUCAGUUGAUCAGAAAGUUUUUUUUAUGCAUGUUUCAUCUUAUUUUGAAUUUUUAUAAAAUACGUAUUUAUGUCUUAUAUAUUGAUUUUUUUGUUCAUUUUGUAUAUUUUGUACAGUAUUUGUACCUAUAUUUAUGAAUUUUUGUUUUAAAAAAUUAUUGCAUUUUUAUUCGUGCAAUUUUUAAUUUUUUUUACUUCGUUAUGUACCUAUUGAUGUCAAAAUUGACUUAUUUAUGAGAUCAGAGACAUAUCUAAUUUGUAACGUGAUUUCGUAUCUUUUCAUUGAUUUAAGUAUUUAUUUUCCAAAAAAAAAAAAAAUGUUACAAAUUGAAAAAUGUGAUUUAAAAAUAGAUAUCUAAAGCUCAGUAGAGAUUUUUAAUAUGUGAUCGUGGGUAUAUUGUGUAAUAAAUUAUACAUUAGUAUUGAUCUGUUUUGGAAGGACUGAUAUUUUAUUUCUUCCUCGCAAUUUUUAUAUUUAAUUUAUUAUUUAUUUUAAUAUCGAGUUAUGUAAAUUUCGCGCAUUUUGUUGGUUUUAAAUUUUUUGUAUUAUUAUAUCAAUCAGCUGUGACUGUAACAAGAAUGAAAUUGUGUUCGUUACCGUUAUUGUGAUCUUAUUAUUUUAAUUAUGAAGUGAUAAACUUGAAUUUGUCUUUUUA
This is a messenger RNA of Planococcus citri (citrus mealybug), 3263 nucleotides long. RefSeq names its product CMP-sialic acid transporter-like. The record is from RefSeq and is a predicted model, not a curated record. Bases 1009 to 1923 code for a protein of 304 amino acids. Lineage: Eukaryota; Metazoa; Arthropoda; Insecta; Hemiptera; Pseudococcidae. Gene Ontology annotation, biological process: pyrimidine nucleotide-sugar transmembrane transport. Gene Ontology annotation, molecular function: UDP-galactose transmembrane transporter activity. Gene Ontology annotation, cellular component: Golgi membrane. The transcript has 3 exons.